Molecule: messenger RNA, 654 nt
Organism: Microthlaspi erraticum
Lineage: Eukaryota; Viridiplantae; Streptophyta; Magnoliopsida; Brassicales; Brassicaceae
Source: the annotation of a GenBank genome assembly
AUGGCGAGAAGACCGGAUGAAGAAUACGAUUACUUGUUCAAAGUGGUUUUGAUCGGAGACUCUGGUGUCGGCAAGUCAAAUCUACUCUCUAGAUUCACUCGCAAUGAGUUCUGCUUGGAAUCCAAAUCCACCAUCGGCGUCGAAUUCGCUACUCGUACUCUCCAAGUGGAAGGAAGGACUGUGAAAGCACAGAUAUGGGACACGGCAGGGCAAGAAAGAUACAGAGCCAUAACCAGCGCCUACUACAGAGGUGCACUUGGAGCUCUCUUGGUCUACGACGUCACUAAACCAACAACCUUUGAGAACGUAAGCCGGUGGUUAAAAGAGCUCAGAGACCAUGCUGAUUCCAACAUAGUGAUCAUGUUGAUCGGAAACAAGACGGAUCUGAAGCAUCUCAGAGCAGUUGCCACAGAGGAUGCUCAGAGCUAUGCGGAGAAAGAAGGCUUGUCUUUCAUCGAGACAUCUGCGCUCGAGGCACUAAACGUGGAGAAGGCUUUUCAGACGAUUCUCUCAGAGGUCUACAGGAUCAUCAGCAAGAAAUCGAUAUCUUCAGACCAGACAACCGCGAAUGCCAACAUCAAGGAAGGCCAAACCAUUGAUGUUGCUGCUUCUUCCGAGUCAAACACUAAGAAGCCUUGUUGCUCCUCGUCCUGA